AUGAUUCCUCCUACAGAUCAAUUGAAAAACAAUAAGAAUCUUAAUAUUCCUAAGGUCAAUGUUACAGCACCUAUCCCCAUUAAAACUCAUUCUACUUUAGGCACAAUGUCACCAAUCCCUAGAGUAACUUCACUGUAUCAAGUAAGACCUCACAUCUUUGAUAGUGAAGAAACAUUACGUUCAUUUACACCAACUACAAUCAAAAAGGUGCAUAGGGUUGCUGCAAGAAGACCAUCUUAUGGAACAAUUGUUUCUAGUAGAGAACAACAUUAUAAUUUAGAUUAUCCUAACGAUCCAGAGGAAUUAUAUAAAUUACAAUUAGAUCCAACAUCUAGAUUUUUUGCUAGAUCAAGACCAAGAACAUUGAACUUACCUAAAAUGUUACCUUAUAAAAUUGAAAGUCCCCCUGAACAAGCAAAAUUUUUAAGUCAUAUCGUAUCUCAUCUUUAUAUUGCUAUAAAGACUCUUGAUAUCCAAGGGUCUCUUUCUGUUAGUGCGAAGGACUUGGCUGCUUUAAAAGAUGCAUCUGGCCUAUCUGAUGUUGACUUGGCUUUAGAAACUAAUUUAUUCGAAAUGAACCCGACUGAUUUACAUACUGAUGAUGAUGAAACAAUGACAGAAACCGAAUUUGAGAAUUCAGAUAGUGAAGAUGAAGAAGAAGAAGAUGCAGAAGAAGAUGAUGAAGAUGGUAAUAAAGAAUCAACACAACAACAUAAAAAAUCACCCAAAUCUGCAGCUGUUGUCGGAGUAAGAACUUGGACUCAUGAGUUGAUGGUUUGGCUUAAGAUGAAGUAUGACAUGCCAAUUAGUUUAAGAUUGAGUUUAUCUAGAGUAUAUUACGCUAUAUGCCUCAGUAGAGGUCAACAUGUUAGUCUCAAGACAUAUGUCAGGGUUUUUGAAUUAUUAACUAAGGAUCAAAAAUUGUUAUAUGAUGAAGGACUAAGAUUGCCUUGGGAAAACUUAUACAAAGAAUUGAACCAUCAUUUGCCCGCAGUAGACACUGGUUUAGUACCGUUUGAAAAGAAGGAUCAUAAGCAAUUGUUAAGGUUGGCUGCAAGAGCAACAUUCUUUUUUGACAAAAAAUGUUUACCAAUAAUGUAUCAAAAGUUAGUUAGUCAAUUUUCAAUUGUUAAUUCAUCAAUGGUAGUGUCAUCGUUAGCCAUUUUACCUUCAUUCUUUACUCCAGAGGGUCCAGAUAGUGAACAUGAUAUCCGUCACUAUAUUCAUUCGUUAUUUUAUAUGUGGUUGAAAUUGAAUAGAAUCCAAGGAUUUGAUGCGCAAGUUACAUCUAGGUUAGGAGUGUUCUCAAUGGCAGCAUUUUCACUUUUAAAUGAUGACCCUUCAUCAGCAUCUUAUUUAAAAUUGGGCAAAUUUGGUUUAUAUACUAAAGAUCAAAUGGAAUUCAUGGUAAACACCUUAAUUAACAGUUUAAGCAUUAUGGAUGAAAAAUACUCCUCAAUGAAAACCAAAUAUUUCCAUGGAUUUGCUUCAGCAAUCAUCUUUUCAAUGACUGGAGAUAGUGCAUUAGAAGAAGGGGGAAUUAUUUAUUAUUUAAAGAUGUUAGUAAAUGCUAUUGAAAGUUAUAUCCAUCCAUCCAAUACUGGUGAUUGGACAAGACCAAUUUCUAAAUUAGUCAUUGCAUUAGUUUAUCAAUUUCAUAAAAGAUAUAACUCCGAAACUCAAACAGAUGGAUUUAAUCAUCACAUCCCUGAAGAACUUAAACUUUCUAGAAAAGUCGUUAAAGAAUUCGUUUCAGUUUUCUUACCAGUUGUUAAAAUCGGUAUUCAAUCGAAAAAGACAAAUGCGACAGAAGAUUACCUUUCUACAUUACAAUUAUUAGCAUUUUUAGAACCAGAAUUAGUGCUUGAGAAUACACUUUUGGAUAUUUAUGAAUCUUUGGAAGGGGUAAUUUCAACCCAUAGAGUUUCAAUUGCACUUAGAUCCAUUGAUACAUUAUCUAGAUUCUUUGUUUCCACCCCAAUAUAUCGUGUACACGUUACUAGAUUAUUACUGUUGGCAUUACCCGGUAUAGAUUCCAAUGAUUUAGAAAAGACAAUUCAAACCUUUGAAGCAAUUGCAUCUGUUGCCAACUAUGCACCAAUUUAUGAUUUAACUAAUGGAGAUGGAAAUCCAACCUUUGCUCUUGAAUUUACUCAGGAUCAUUUAGAAUAUCUAAAGAGAAAAAUGUAUGAUGGUGAUAUGGAAGAGUUUCAAGUUGAUAAAGAAACCGAAAUUGAAGCAUUAAAAUCCUCAACAUCGGCAUUUUUGGAUUUAUUGAAAAGUUUGACUCAAAGAUUAACAUUAUUAUUGGAAAAUUUACCAGAUCCUUCCAAAAGUAAUGGAAUUGAACAUGAUUUAGCCACUUCAUUACCAAAAUUCUUUUAUAUCAUUUUUGAAUCUACUUCAGAUGACUUAAUUAAACGAUUUGAAGAAGAUUUCUUUGAAUUUAUAUUCAAUAAUACUUUCCAUACAAUUGCAAAUGUGGUUGGAGAAAUUGCCGGUGGGAUAAUUAAACGAAAUCCAAAAUCUUUCAAGAAAAAUGCCAUAAUUCUCAUGGAAAAGAUCAGACAAGAAAUUGAAGAAAAUGGUGCUGGUGGUUCAAGAACUGGCGUAGAUAUUGUUCCACGUGAUCAGAGUUUAUAUUGGAAUUUAACAAUUUUGAAUGAAUGUAUUGGAAAUGCCGGUGAACAACUUGUGGAUAUGGCAGAAGAAUUCACUGAGUUAUCUUAUUUCUUAAUGGAGAAGGUUAGAGGGCCGGUUGUUUUUGCAAGUACUUUCUUAGUUAAUCAAAUCUUACAAUCGGUGACUAAGAUUAGAAUUAAGGAAUGUAGAUUGAUUGCACCUGAGUAUGAAAAGAGGUAUGGUGUGACUGAGAAAUGUUGGGGUGGAUUCUGGAAUCACGAAGAAAGAUUUUCAGAAGAGAAUACAACUUUUGAUUGGUUUAUUCCUACUGAGAGAGAAGUUUCAUUUGCGAUUGAAGUUUUUAAUGGUCAUGCAACUAAAGCAUUAGAAAAUAUCACGAAGUUAAUGAAUGAUUUUGAUAAAGAAGAAGCAAAAGAUGUUAAAUCUUCUAUGAAAACAACUGAUGAAUUGAGAAUGAAUUUAUUAUACUUGUCGUAUUCAUUAUCUGGUGUUUCAUACUUGUUAGAUCCAUGUUUUGAAGAAGAUAUUCCAAAAUUAAGUUCUGAAUCAGUAUCUAUUCAACAACGAUUAUUAUUAUUAAAAAGAAUCAGAGCUCUUAAAGGAGUUUCCACUCAGAAGGAUGUAUUAUAUGAAGAAAAUGUUCUGGAAAACAUGUCAAGAAUCAUGAAUGAUUUGAGCAAUGAGGAUUUAAUUGAUUAUAUGGUUGAAUUUGACAAGAUUAAUGAAUAUUUGAAUGAACAAGCAGAACAAGAGAAUGAAACUGGUAUCGGUAAAGACGAUAUGGAUGAUGCCCGUCGACCAAAAUCACCAAAGUCUCCAGAUUCAACUGAUCAUGGGCAUUUAUUUUCAAAGUUUUCAGGACAUUCUAUAGAUAUAAGUAGACCACAAUCUGUUGCUCCAGGGUUUGAUGAAUCAGGGAGAGAUACGCCCCUGAUUGAUGGUGUUCAUAUGUCAAGUAUGAAUCCUGCAAUUACGUUCAGGGAAAGAAGUUUAUAUACUUCGAAUUAUUUCUUUGGUAAUGAUACGGAACAUCGUAAAUUCCGAGAUUUGUAUUUAAAGAUUCAUAAGACCAGACAUUUGAUUGGAAGAAGUUUGCACGUUAUUUUCAAGUUUUUGGUUGAUAAUUUUAGAGAUAAUACUAAAGUAUUUAAGAAUUUCUUAUAUGUUGUGAAUAUUUGGUUUUCGAAUGUUGGAAGAGAAAGAACCCUUGAUCCAAGUCAUGCUAGAAUCAGUUAUGGAUAUGUCAGUUAUAUCCAAACUAUCAAUAGAAUAAGAAAACCAUUUACAAGAAUUGCUAUUGGAGCAAGGUUGGAAGCUUAUCAUCUGUUUAGAGUUGCAUUGCAUGCUACUUCAAGAACUGAAACUAAUUUGGAUAAGUUAUUGUUAGAAGAUGUAGUUAAAUUAUCAGUUUCUACAUAUUCAAGUAUUGCCCAAAAUGCCCAAGGGAUCUUAAUUGAUGGAAUGAAGAGAUUGAAUGGAUCAUAUAACUUAAUUAUCAAAUCAGCAUUUAAAUACUUGAACAAAGCAUUAGAAGCAGGUGAUCAUAAGAAGAUCGAAAGCGGUUUGAGUAUUUUUACACUUCGAAAGAUUAGAUCUAAGGUCCAAAAUGAUUUCUUUAAUGUUCAAAAAUAUGUGGAAUUAUUACAUCGUUGUUCUGCUGUUGAUAAUGUGGAAGUCCAUUCUAUGGCCCAGUCAUUAUUUAGUGGUAUCACGAAAUCUAUCACUCCACCAAGUAGUGUUUGUAUUCUUGACCAUGAUGCUAUCGACACAAUCAGACCUCCUGAUCAAUUCAUUGACUUGGAAAUUAAAGCUGUUAAGUUGGCCAAAGAAAAGAAGAGAAAGCUUUAUUUUGAAAAAUUGGAUAAAUUACAAGAAAAGGUUUUAGAACAUGAAAAGACGAAUAGUCAUUGGAAGACUACAUUGUUGAAUUUGGAUUUAUUAGUUAAUAUUCAAGCAUAUUUGGAAGUUGAUACAAGAGGCGACACUCUACAAUUAUUAUCCAGAGCCGCAUCGACUGAGCAUCCUACGAUUUCAAGGCUUGCCUUGAAAGGUAUGACCAGGAUUAUCAAUAAGUUAACAGUUCUUCAUGGAUUUGAAUAUGAGUUUGAAAAAGCAUAUGACUUGUAUUAUAUCCCCAAGAAUUUGAAAGUUCUUGAUACCAAACCCCAUAAUGGUGUUUCUUAUACUGAAACUUGGAAACAAGAAAUGAAAAAUACCGAACAUCCUAAUUUCUAUGUUGAUCAUAAAGCCAACACCGGUUGGUUAUUCUGGGAUGAAAAGAUGUUGGCAAUUUCCCAAACACCAUUCUAUAAACUUAAUUUGAAAGAGAAUGACGCACAAGCAUUAUUAGGUUUCACGAAAACUAUUAAUAGAGAUUGGUUCCUUAGAAUUGUGAAAUUAUGGGUAACUGAUAACGAUGCCAAUUCUGCUUUCCAAGGUACCGAUGUGUUUGUGACAGCCGCAUUAGUUUUAUUGAUUUCAAAUGAUUAUACACGCAACUUUUCCUAUGAUGAUUUAUUAAGUGUUGUUGAUGCCAUUUAUGUUUCUGAUGAUAAGAGUGCACAUAUUGUUACAUGUGAAUUAUUAGCUGGGAUUUUAUUAGGAUCAAAAUUCAUGGAUCCAGAAUAUAGUAAGAAACGUGACGAUUUUGUAUGCAGUUAUUUAAGAAGAGUUCUUAAUCAAGAUUUAUCACCCGAUACAAUGGGUAUUUGGAACAUUUUCGCCUGGUGGUUACCUGCACAUAUAGAUGGUAGAAGAUUUCCAAAGGUUAUGAAUGAAAUUAUUGGGUUUCAAAUUGAUCCAACUUCCGAUUCAGCAUUUAAAGAAUCUACAAGAGUAAGUUAUAUUAGAUCAACUGUAUCUUCUAUCUCAUGGAGUCUUCCUGAACCAGAUAAACUUUUAGAAUUAUGUAUUAUGAAUAUUAAUCAUAGGUAUGCUGCUGUGAGAUCACAAAUUGGUUCAUUGAUUGCUGUUUUGUCAUUCCCUUACUAUGCUGAAAAUGUUGAAAGUAGUCGAGAAUUUAUUGAACGUACUAAUAAGAUGUCCGGAUUGAUGUUAUAUGAAGGUAGUGAUCCUGGUAAGUUGUUGAAUUUGGUUCCUAGCUUGUUUAAUCAAAUUGAGAUUUGGAGACAAGAAGUUGUUGGAUUGACUCCACAAGAAAUAUUAAAAUCCAAUUAUAUCUAUACUUCAACAACAGUUUUGACAUGGUUAAGGCAGGUAUUAAGUACAAGUAUUGCUGUAUUGUUUGAAAAGUAUGUAACUACCCAUUUGGUUCCAUUUUUGCUUGAGUUAAUUCAUUUGAAAGAAGUAUGUCAAUUAGGAAGUAUUGAUCCAAUCACGGUGUUAAAGAAGGUUUCACAGAUUCCAUUUACUGUCAAACGUUUAGAUGAAAUUAUUUCAAUGUUGGAGGAUUAUUCUAAGAAGGAUUUAAAUCUCGUUCAAACAAUCGUUAUGGGUGAAUUUACAGAAACUGUCUUCUUUAAGAAUCUUUUUAAAUUAUCGAGAGGACAACGAGCAAGGGUUGUUAGAUUAACAAAUAGCUUGUUAUAUCACAAACAUGUUGGAGUUAGAGAAGCCGCGGCAUCUACAUUGUCUGGAUUAAUUCAUAUUUCCCCACCUGAUGAAGUUGAAGAAUUGGUUGUUCAAUAUAGUAAAUCUUAUGGUAAAGAAUUAGAUAAGAUUAGAAAGAUCUAUCGGAAAUCCGGAUAUAAGAACAUUAAUCAAGAAGAUUCUAUUAUCUUACAUGGAGCUACUUUGGGAUUAGGUGCGUUGGUGCAUGCAUUUGCAUUCUCAUCCCCCCCUCCAAAAUGGAUUCCGGGAAUCUUGACCACUUUGGCAAACAAAUGUACUGGUGUUCCUGGAUUAGUUGGUAAGACAGCAAAAGAAACAUUGGGUAGGUUUAAGAAAACAAGACAAGACAGUUGGCAUAUUGAUAGUAAGGUGUUUAAUGAAGAUCAAAUACAAGAUCUUGAAGGAGUACUUUGGAAGAGUUAUUUCAUUUGA
Molecule: messenger RNA, 6645 nt
Organism: Hemisphaericaspora subhashii
Lineage: Eukaryota; Fungi; Ascomycota; Pichiomycetes; Serinales; Debaryomycetaceae
Gene: BLM3
Product: Blm3p
Exons: 1
Coding region: 1-6645 (2214 amino acids)
Biological process (GO): proteasomal ubiquitin-independent protein catabolic process
Cellular component (GO): nucleus; cytosol
Molecular function (GO): peptidase activator activity; proteasome binding
Source: RefSeq, a predicted model, not a curated record